UAUGGGACGUGGGGGUUUCAUACAACCUGUGGAUUGGCUGCCUGAGAGCAUUUCAACCAAUGAAAGUUUAAAACUAAUCCGCGCGGGGAACGUAAUAGGAAGUAUGGUACAAAACACAAAUGCUGUCUACCGAGUAAACAACAUGGCUUUGAAUGUGGUGUUUGUAAUGGAUUGAAUGGUUUAAAAGUUUAAACUAAGCUACAUUCUUCAAUAGCCAUAUUCUGACCGUCAACAUGGCUUUUCAAGGUUUUUCCGGAGUGAAACACGACUGUGCUGAAAGAAAUCAGCAACUGAUUUAAUAUUCUCUGGUGAAAGCCAUGUUUCUGUUCCUACAGUCUUUACGGUCUAUGCCUACACUAGCUAGCUAGGCAGGACAGACUAUCUUAACGGUUGUCACGAGAUAAAGGGGCUAGCAAGCUAAUAGAGAAUGUCUUUGGAGGCGUCAAGUGUGUUAGCACCGUCUCAGAGAGCAUCGCUGUCAUCUCUUCUUGCAAGCCGAUCUGGAAAGAGGCCUAGAGAGCAUCUAUCUGAAGAGGAGCUGCAGGAAGCUGCUAUUCAGCUUCUCAACAGCAACCAGAACCUGUCCGAUCUGCUUCUGGAAGUGGGACAACAAAGCCCCAAGUUUGGGAAAUGUAAUCAUUACUGGGAUUCUGGAGAAAGUGAUGCACUUGACCACUGCUCUGUUCAGAAAACUGGAGCUUCUUUCCUCUUGAGUGAGCUGAAGAGGCAGUCUCAGGAGCUGGGGAUCCCUGUGGGUGUGCUCUCAGUGAGGGUGGUGCUGGAGAGAGUGCUAGAGCUGACCGCUCCCUCAGAGAGAGAAGAGGAUGGCGUACUCCUGACCUCAGCUCAGAGGACCCAGCUCCGAGUGCUGCUUCAGUCCACGAGAGAGCUCCUCUCACUCGGAACCUUCAGUCCCAGGCUUUUAUGGCAGGAAUAUUGGAAAUCACAGCCUAAACUGGAGGUUGUGUACUAUUUACAUGCUGAGAACAUGCUCUCCAUGGAGGACCUGCUUGAAAGUGACGAUGGAGUUAGGAGCUGGUUGGUGAAAGAGUUACAGGCCCUGAGUGGGUUAGCUUCUGCCCAGAAGGAGGAGGGAGAUGCCAAGCAGAAGAUCCUGUCAACUGUCAUGUGCGCUCUGGUACGGGCUGGCUUUGAAGAAGCCCAGGACGCCUCUUCGUCUUCCAGAAGAUUCUCUCAGCGUUGCUGCUCCGUGCUGGACGACAUGCUCUGCUGGCUGCUGGAUUUGCUGAGCUCCAGCCAGGGCCCACAGGAGCAGGAGCAGGAGCAGGAGCAGGAGCAGGAGGAGGCAGUGGCGGCCUGGGUGCGAGCGCUUGAGGCCUCUCUGACCCACGCCUCUGUUGUAGGCAAGGCUCUGUGUAAUUUCUCUACGCGCUCCCUCACACACAUACUCACAUACUGCCCGCGACUCAAAGUGUCAGAUGCAGUUGCCAUGCAAAGCAACUGGACCUUUGCCAAAACCAACCCACUCUUGACAUCUCUGUUCUGUAAGCUGUGUGUGCUGUUCAGUGUGGAGGAGCUGCUCGCCCAUUUGCAGCAGGUGCUGGAGACCCACGAGGUCAACUGGCAGCAUGUCCUGUCCUGCCUGUCCACCCUGUUGGUGUACCACUCAGACACACAGCCAUGCCUCAAACAAAUGCUGUCGGGACUCUUGAGCUCGGCAUUUGAAACCUAUGAUCUUGAGAGCAUGGUCACUGCCUUCCUCUUGGUUCGUCAGGGAGCACUAGAGGGCCCAGCUGUGUUCCCCUCCUACAGCGACUGGUUUAAGCUGGCCUUUGGAGGGGCCAGUGGUUACCACGGCAACAGCAAGAAGUCACUCGUGUUCCUGCUGAAGUUUCUGUCUGACCUGGUGCCCUUCGACCCGCCACAGUACCUGAAGGUGCAUAUUCUACACCCCCCAUAUGUUCCAGCCAAGCACCGCUCUCUUCUGCUGGAGUACGUGUCCCUCGCUAAGACCAGACUGGCUGACCUGAAGGUGUCAGUGGAGGAAAUGGGCCUCUAUGAGGACGUGUCUGGAGCUGCUGCAACUGUACAGCCAGAGCAUCAGGCCCGGCAGGAUGUGGAGAAGGCCAUCUCUCUGUUUGAAAGCACUGGGAAGAUCUCUGCCAUGAUCAUGGAAGCAAGCAUUUUCAGGAGGCCAUACUUCCUGUCCCGCUUCCUGCCCACCCUCCUCAUUCCACGAGUGUUGCCUGUCAAGGCAGAUGCCAGAAUGAACUUCAUUGAAGCCCUGAGGAGGGCUGAUAAGAUCCCAGCAGCUGUGUACUCAUCCUACACAGAGUCCUGCCAGAGUGAGAGCCAGAGGCAGCAGAGUGGUGUGGUGAGGCCCAUGGAGGGCAGUGAGGCUCUUCUGGCAGUACUGCGCUCUCAGCUGCAGGACCUCAGGAAGCUGCUGUCUUCUGGAGCUAAUCAUGGAGACGUGUCAGCCCAGCUGGCCCGUGUCUCAGACACACUGAGCGGAACGUCCCCUGAGCCCCCAGAGGAGGCAGUCGGACGCAACGUCAUUCAGCUCCAGACGGGGGCGCUCUCUCCCAACGAACUCCAGACCAGAGUGGUGAAUGCCCUCCUGAGGGGCUUCUGCCAGUGUCUCCUGGAUGCCUCCAAAGUCAGUCCCCCCAAUAGGCAGGGAGCGUGGGCGGCCCUGUUCGUGAAGCUCCUGCUGGGCCACAGACGGUUGUUCACCGCCCUCCUGCAUCGCUUAUGGGACCUGCUGCCCCACCAGGGUCACUCUUUGAGUGCGACUCAUGUGCUGGGACUAGCAGCUCUGCUGGUGCAGCUUCAUGCAGCUGGCCCUCAGUGCCCCACGGUGCAGCCGCCUUCGUCGUCCUCCUCCUCUUCCUCCUCCUCGUCCUCUGACCCGUGCAGCCCCCUGCCUGUGGCCGAGGCCCUGAGUGCAGUCCUGCCGUACCACACCAGUGAACACAUGAACUUCUGUCUGAGGUUUUGUGUGGCUGCGGUUAGCUACAGCCUGUGUAGCUCCCAGCCUCAGGAUCUCCAGCAGCACGUCCCCAGCAGCCUCUACAAGAAGCUGUUGUACCUGGUGCCCAGACUGCUGCCAGAGGCCCGGGCAGGGGCAGGGGCAGGGGCAGGGGCAGGGGCAGGGGGAGAGGGCCGAGGCCAGACGGAGCGUGUGCUGGAGGCUGGAGGAGGGACGGAGGAGCAGUGGAGCCGCCUCACGGACCCCACCGCCACUCUAACCAAGUCUGUCCUGGGGCUCUGGAGAUACGGGCCCUUCCACUCCCUGCAGAAACUGCCAGAGUAUCAGUUAUCCUUUCCUGAAUGGCUGGCUCUUGAACUCAGAGUGCAGCGAAGUCAGGAUGCUCUUUCUGACCCACAGAGGCUUGAGUAUGAGCAGUGGGUGUGUGAGGAGCUGUACCUUCCAACCCCACUGGAGGAGGGGGGGUGUGGGGGAGACACGAGGAGAGCCUGCACACUCAUCCUCAGCGCCAUCAUGGACAUGAGCAGAUCCCAGCCCUGGCAGAGUCCUGAACACACCGUCCCUCUCACAGACACCUGCCUCCCGGAUGUGCUGUCUAGACUACAGGGGAUGCUUUGUGAACUGCAGAUGACUCUGCGCUUUCAGAGUUCAGGGGCAGCAGAUGGACACUUCCUCUUUGAUGUGGUUGCUGGGAGAUGCGCCCAAACCCCAGACUCCCAGAACCUGGGCAGCGAGCUGAACCUGCAGCAAACACUUCACACCUGGAACAGAGUGAUCCUGACCCUGCCAGCUGUAAGUCUCAUCGCGGUGAGAAGAAGUGAGGGGGUCAGGAGGACUCUGGACUGUCAGCCUCUCCUAGAGCAUGUGAACCAGUAUCAGAGAAAGGUGUGUAGUCCAGCAGGAGUCCUUCCCUACCACCUUACUGCUCACUUCCUUAGGGGGAUUGUUGGUGCCAGUGUGUGCUGUGAGCGUCCGGCUGCUGCCAUCAACAGAGCCAUGUCUCAGAUAGGCCAACACUGCCCUCUGCUGCUGGCCUCUGCUGGGCACUGGUGGGCACGUCUCUCACCUGUGCUGGGUUCUCAGUGGAGGCGUCUGAGUGAUGGAGAUGCUCUGCCGGAGAAGCUGCAGCUGCUGGCUGACUGCCACUCCUGGGCCUGCAGGUGUGUGAGCGUGGACGCCGGUGUGGCCGCCGUCCCGUCUGCUCCUGCGGUGCUCCUGGCUGCCUGUCUGCACCAGCAGUGGACCGGCGGCCCCGAGAAGCUGGCCCAGCUGCAGCAGCAGAACCCCCACCACCACCGGCCGCUGCUGGUGUUGCUGUUGUUCUUCUGCAUUACUGACCUCCUGACUGCUUAUCUCAAUCCUCAGGGAGCAGAGAGUGUGGUGCAGGCUCAGCAGCACUGCUGUGACAUCCUGCUGCUGGUGGUAGACUCUGCAGACUGGCUGCAACUGUUCCACUCACAAACCACUGAGCAAAGCCAGUACCAGCAUGUCACCAUUAUAAGCACUGAAGAGAACAACAGGUUGAUGCCCCUUGCCUUCUACAGCCUGGUGCCCUCUCUGGAUGCAGCGGUACUAAACCGGGCAGUAAGAGCUCCUGGGUUUCUCUACACUGCUGCUCUGAGCUACUGCAACCUGCUACAGCUCUUCCUGGAGGGUCAAACCCCAAGACCCCAGCCAGAGAACUCGCCCCAGCAGGUGGAUGUGUCUCAGAUUUUGGCCAGGGCUCAGCAGGUGCUUCUAAAGGUCAUCUCCCUGAGCUCGCCAGGCUGCCUCUCACACACCCAAAGAACUGAGCUGGAGACCUUGUGUGGGGAGCUGGACCCAGAGGUGGCGGCCACCCUCUCCAUGCAGCUGAGCUCUCCAGACCUCGGCCCCGCCUUCAGUCAAGAGCUGGACUUCUUCUGAAGAGAGAACACUGGUGGAUGUGGGACCACGCUCACUGAGAAACACCUGUUAAUAUGGCCACACUGAAUCACACCUCAAUGGAACACUUUUCAAGAGGCAUAACGGUUCUAGUGUGGGAGGGAAAUUCCUUUCUGAAUGUAUGAUAAGAGGUUAACUGUUUAAAAAAAAAUAUGUGUUACAUAAUAUUUUUUCUAUGUAUUUUGCAUUAAGGUUCAUUGGAAUGUUGCUGCUUUUAUUUAUUUGACCAAGUAUAAAAAGCAAUCCCAAUGCAA
This is a messenger RNA of Clupea harengus (Atlantic herring), 5130 nucleotides long. RefSeq names its product FA complementation group A (gene fanca). The coding region runs from base 428 to 4858 and encodes 1476 amino acids. The transcript is spliced from 43 exons. The record is from RefSeq and is a predicted model, not a curated record. Lineage: Eukaryota; Metazoa; Chordata; Actinopteri; Clupeiformes; Clupeidae. Gene Ontology annotation, cellular component: Fanconi anaemia nuclear complex. Gene Ontology annotation, biological process: interstrand cross-link repair.